GGCCCCGGCCGGGAGCGGGCGGGAGCCUCCCCUGCCCCUCGCCCGACCCGCCGGCCCCCCGGCCGCAGCUUCUCCCCGUGCCCUCCUUCCGCCUCCAUGGACGCGGGAGUCCCCGCCCUCUCCGCCCUCUCGCUUCCCUCCUCGGGCCGUCGGCCUCGGCUAGCCCAGCAAUUUAAAUCCCUUGCCCACCGCCGCCACGCGCCCUGAAAACCUCCGCCUCGGUCCCUCCCGUCCUUCUUCCUGCAAACCAAACCCUCGUUUGCUUUAGAGGGGAAUCGCCCAUGCAGAGCCCGUAGUUAGAGACAGCACCUCCUGGGGCAAGUGUGUCGCCAUUCAUUCACUCAAGUAGCAUUUAUUAAGCACCUGCUGAGUGCCAGGCUCUGCUUCGCACAGGGAACACCAAAACGACUGGGCACUGUCCCUCCCACUUAGGACACAACGUAGGAUGGAAGAUAGAUUUGUAAACAAAUAUAUGUAUGAAUGUAAUUAGCGCUGCAAUGGUUAUAUGUACCAAAUGUGGGAGACUUAAAAGCGUGUGUCUUGGGGAGAGUCAGGAACGACUUUAUAGAGAAAUGUGCAAACGAGAUCUGACUGAUGAGUGGGAGUGUGCCUGGCAGGUGGAAAAAAGUCUAUAGUUCUAGGUGGAGUAUAUUGCCUGAGCAUAAGUACCAACGUGCGAGGCAGCAUUUAGGGCACAGGAAUCUGUGGGACCCACCCGAGAGCCUGGUAGAGUGCGAGCCGCCACAGAGACGAAAACGAAGGGCCCUGCUUACUGAUGGUAACGAUCGCAUGGUCUGGUGGGGAGACCAAGGCAUACACAGGAUUUGGAAUGCCCUGACAGAUAAUUAUGGGAAUGUGAUGCCUGUAGACUGGAAGUCGUCGCAUACUAGAACCUUGCACUUGCUUACUCUGAACCUUUCAGAACAAGGGGUAAGUGACAGUUUGCUCUUUGAUACAUCAGAUGAUGAAGAGCUGAGAGAACAGCUGGAUAUGCACUCAAUCAUCGUCUCCUGUGUUAAUGAUGAACCCCUCUUCACGGCAGACCAGGUUAUUGAAGAAAUUGAAGAAAUGAUGCAGGAAUCACCGGACCCAGAAGACGAUGAAACCCCUACACAGUCAGAUCGGCUUUCAAUGCUUUCCCAGGAAAUUCAAACUCUUAAGAGGUCUAGUACCAGCAGUUAUGAAGAGAGAGUGAAAAGGCUCUCAGUGUCUGAGUUAAAUGAAAUCCUGGAAGAAAUUGAGACUGCCAUUAAGGAGUACUCUGAGGAGCUGGUGCAGCAGUUGGCUUUACGAGAUGAACUGGAGUUUGAAAAGGAAGUGAAAAACAGCUUUAUUUCUGUUCUUAUUGAAGUGCAAAACAAACAGAAAGAGCACAAAGAAACAGCAAAAAAGAAAAAGAAACUAAAAAAUGGCAGCUCUCAGAAUGGGAAGAAUGAGAGAAGUCAUAUGCCCGGCACACGCUUCAGCAUGGAAGGGAUCUCAAAUGUCAUUCAGAAUGGCCUCCGCCACACCUUUGGAAAUUCAGGUGGAGAGAAACAGUAUUUGACUACAGUCAUUCCUUAUGAGAAAAAAAACGGACCACCAUCUGUUGAAGAUCUUCAAAUAUUAACAAAAAUUCUUCGUGCCAUGAAGGAGGACAGUGAAAAAGUUCCGAGCUUGUUAACUGAUUAUAUUCUGAAAGAGCCCAUCGCUACAAUAUGUGAGCAGAUGAAACCCUGAUUAGUCCCAGAAUGCUACGAAGGGGAAGAGGACGUUUAUUAGAGUAUGCUGAACUGCUGUGGAAUGACGGAAGUCCUGCUCUUUUUCUGGGGCUGUGAGACAUUUCAAAAACAGCCAUGCAGCCCCCUCCCAUAGACGACAUGAAUGAAGGAAGAGUCUAUAUGGGACCUGCUACAGGAGGCUUUCACAAUUCCACUUUAACACCGGUGAGCAAACAAACAGGGCUAUACAUACUCCUCACUCCACUCAGCAACGGAGACACCAUGACUGCAAAGGCAGGGGCUCGGUUUGAAGUUUAAUGCCUGCUUGGCAUUUCAGCUGUCGUCUCUAGGGGUAUGAGAAACUCAAGAUGGUUGCCUUGUUUUAUUAAUGUUCUUAUGUGGAACUUACUGGCCCUUUCCCCAGAUACGUGUACUUACACAGUAAUAUUAAUAAUUUAAAUUAAUUUGAUGUGAAUUUGUAAAAAUGAUGCCUUGUACUGAAGAAAUGUAGCUUUAAAGGGUAUAUGAUAGAGUAGAAAGUCCUUAGGGGAUAUAUUUUUUUAAAGGAGACUCAACAUUGUUCUGUUUACAGCUCAUUCUUAAAUUGAUGAUUCUAAAAUGUAUGAAAAUAUACCUAUUUUUUCCUGUCAGCUCAAAGUCUCUUUGCAGUUAGGCUUCCCCUGAUUUUGCUUGGUAAAGUCUUUCUUCUUCAGCAUUGAACCACUGUAGGGUUUCCCACCACAAUCCUCCUGUGCAUAGCAAGUUAAUUUUGAUACUAGUUAUGAGCACGUUUCAGACAGCAGGUAGGUUUCUUGUCUCCCUAAAAACAGCACCGCUAUACUGCGUACUCUGGGAGACACUUUUCUUUUUGCAAGGCUACCUUGGGAAAGACCCGCCUAAGGACAAAGGCACGGGGACUUCUUGUGACACCAGAGGUUCACUGGACUGAUAACCUUAAAAGGACAAUUAUUUGUCUUUUGGAUCCCAGAGAUGGAAUCUUUUUGCAAGUUACACUGUGUGAUUUCAACUCAAAAUGUUUAUUUCCUGCCAAGAAUCAAGUUGCAGAUAAUUCUCUUAUAGCUUUGUUUUUUGAAGAAAACAAAAACAAACUGUAGAACUAUGGUGCACUCCAAGUGCCAUAUAUCUAUUUUAUUCUUCAGGAAAUUAUAUUUGUUUUUCUUUUACAAGAGCACAACAGGAACCAAAGUAAAAGAGUAAUAGAUACAGCACUCAGGAUAAAUCAUAUCUUUAAAAUAAUAAUAAAAAAAUUUACACCUUGUCCUA
Molecule: messenger RNA, 2984 nt
Organism: Symphalangus syndactylus (siamang)
Lineage: Eukaryota; Metazoa; Chordata; Mammalia; Primates; Hylobatidae
Gene: FEZ2
Product: fasciculation and elongation protein zeta 2
Cellular component (GO): cytoplasm; axon
Source: RefSeq, a predicted model, not a curated record